This is a messenger RNA of Pediculus humanus corporis (human body louse), 1383 nucleotides long. RefSeq names its product sugar transporter, putative. Bases 1 to 1383 code for a protein of 460 amino acids. The record is from RefSeq and is a predicted model, not a curated record. Gene Ontology annotation, cellular component: membrane. Gene Ontology annotation, molecular function: transmembrane transporter activity. Gene Ontology annotation, biological process: transmembrane transport. The transcript is spliced from 3 exons. Lineage: Eukaryota; Metazoa; Arthropoda; Insecta; Psocodea; Pediculidae.
AUGGGAUGGCUCAGUCCUCUCCAACCAUCUUUACAAUCGGAUAAUUCACCUUUAGGUAUAAGACCAUUGACGACCGAAGAAAUUUCAUGGAUCGGAUCAUUACCGAGCGUGUCACUAAUAUUGGGCUCCCCAUUUUUCGGUUACAGCCUUAACAGAUUCGGUAGAAAAUUAACGUGUCUUAUUGCCACGGUACCUAAUUUAAUAAAUUACAUAUUACUCCUAUAUUCUAAAAACGUUUACGUUAUUUAUUUGGCACGUUUAAUCGGAGGAUUUUGUUCGAGCGGCGGAUUCGUCAUGUGUCCGAUAUACAUAAACGAAACGUCGGAAACUCGAAUGAGAGGAUUAUUGGGAGGCCUAAUGGGAUUUAUAAUUAAAAUCGGCGUCAUUUUUUCAUACGUUCUCGGAAGUUACACGUCUUACACGACGCUCAAUUUGAUCAGCGCUUUGCCGACGAUAUUUUUUCUCAUUUGUUAUUUUUGGUUACCGGAAUCACCGGUUUAUCUAGUGACACAAAAUAAAAGAGAAGAAGCCAUAGUGGCAUUAGAAAAAUUAAGAGGAUCCGAUUUUAAAUUAAUCGAAAAAGAAUUAAAUCAAAUAGAUGAAAUAAUAAAAAGCGAUUCGUCCGCUAAAAAUAUAUCAUAUAAAUGUCUUUUCACGAACGUGGCAACAGCAAGAGGUUUGCUCAUAGUAUGCGGCAUGUACACGUUUCAAAUGUUGUGCGGAUAUCCGGCGAUUGUGCGGUACGCGGUUAACAUUCUUCAAAAUUCUUCAAGUAAUUUAUCACCGGAUGUUGGAGCGAUUAUAAUUGCGGUCGGACAACUUUUAGCUUGUUUGGCAGGAGCUACUCUUAUCGAUAAACUUGGUAGAAAAACAUUAGUGAUGACAUCAACGGCAAUUAUGUGUAUUAAUUUGAUCAUAUUUUCCGGUUGCAUAUUCGGUCUUUCUUAUUUCGAAACGACAAAAUAUUCCGACGUUAUAAAAACGGUACCUACUGCCACGUUGAUAUUAUUCAUAUGCGGUUAUGCAUUGGGCUACGGUUCGGUACCUUUUCACGUGGCGUUCUCAAACGGUCACCCAUCCAAGUUUGCACCACGCCCGAUGCUGCUUAACUUCGCCAACAUAUGCGUGAGUUUAUUGGAAUUCGUAGUCGUUAAAAUGUAUCCGACGAUAUCCGUUUGGCUGGGUUUGGGUCCGACAUUUUUAAUAUUUGUUUUCAAUUGCAUUGUCGGUUUAAUUUUCUAUUAUUUUAUAAUGAUCGAAACAAAAAAUUUAGAAUUCGAAACCGUACAUAAAUUAUUAUCUAAUAAAAGUCCGAGAGUUAAAAAUAUUGAUAAGGAAAUAUUAAAACCUCUCAGGUAUAAUAAUGACAUUGAAAACAAAUAA